Messenger RNA from Brassica oleracea var. oleracea, 1476 nucleotides. RefSeq names its product UDP-galactose transporter 1. The transcript is spliced from 5 exons. The coding region runs from base 268 to 1281 and encodes 337 amino acids. The record is from RefSeq and is a predicted model, not a curated record. Gene Ontology annotation, molecular function: antiporter activity. Lineage: Eukaryota; Viridiplantae; Streptophyta; Magnoliopsida; Brassicales; Brassicaceae. Gene Ontology annotation, cellular component: Golgi apparatus.
CAUGGCAUAAAGAGAGAGAUGGAGAGAGACGUUUCGAGAUUCAUAGAGAGCUGAAGAAACAAAUUCACAUGGAACAAGAGCCCCUCACUGCCACCGUUACCUUCUCCAACUUUCACUUUCAUUAGCUCUUCUCUAUUUAGCUCUCGAUCUCUCUCUCUGUCUCACCGAUUCGCUUCCCGAAACUCGUUAAUCUUCUUCUGGGUUCUCUUAAUUUCGCGAUCUGAAUCCGAAAUUCGCAAACUUUUCUUCUGGGUAUUGAGAGAUCAGAUGGAAGAAGGAAGCGUGUUCAGAUCUCUGCUAGCGAUUCUCCAGUGGUGGGGCUUCAACGUCACCGUCAUCAUCAUGAACAAAUGGAUCUUCCAGAAACUGGAUUUCAAGUUUCCGUUAUCGGUUUCGUGCGUCCACUUCAUAUGUUCGUCGAUUGGAGCUUACGUCGUGAUCAAAGUCCUAAAGCUUAAGCCUUUGAUCGUUGUCGAGCCGGAAGAUCGGUGGAGGAGGAUCUUCCCCAUGUCUUUCGUCUUCUGCAUCAACAUUGUGUUGGGGAAUGUUAGCCUCCGUUACAUCCCUGUUUCGUUUAUGCAGACGAUUAAGUCCUUUACUCCAGCUACUACAGUUGUGUUGCAGUGGCUGGUGUGGAGGAAGUACUUUGAUUGGCGUAUUUGGGCGUCUCUUGUGCCUAUUGUUGGUGGGAUUCUUCUGACUUCGGUUACUGAGCUUAGCUUUAACAUGUUUGGGUUCUGUGCUGCCUUGUUUGGGUGUUUGGCUACUUCAACAAAGACCAUUCUAGCUGAGUCUCUUCUCCAUGGUUACAAGUUUGACAGCAUAAACACAGUGUACUACAUGGCGCCUUUCGCCACCAUGAUUCUCGGUAUACCUGCGUUACUACUUGAAGGCAACGGAAUCUUAAGCUGGUUUGAUGCACACCCGUCUCCCUGGUCAGCGCUCAUCAUCAUCUUCAGCUCUGGUGUGUUAGCCUUCUGCCUCAACUUCUCCAUCUUCUAUGUCAUCCACUCAACAACCGCAGUCACAUUCAACGUAGCUGGAAACCUCAAGGUUGCGGUGGCUGUAAUGGUGUCAUGGUUGAUAUUCCGUAACCCAAUAUCGUACAUGAAUGCUGUUGGAUGUGGGAUCACGCUUGUGGGCUGCACGUUCUAUGGAUACGUGAGGCAUAAGCUUUCGCAGCAGCAGCAGCCGGGAACGCCUAGGACUCCUCGUACACCAAGGAACAAGAUGGAGUUGCUUCCUCUUGUUAAUAACGAUAAACUCGAAGGCAAAGUCUGAUCUCAGAUGCUGCAGAAGAGAGAAGAAGCAUUACUACAUAUGCAUUUUACUCAAAAACAAACCUUAUUAGAGAACAGUAACAUUUUGUUUUUGUUUUUCUUUCGUUUUGUUUUAUGGCUUGUAGAAGAGAUAAUGGUUCAACCCUAUUUAUAUGUAGAAUCUUUAAUUUAUCUAAUACAUUUUCAGAAACCUUAA